AUGGCUUCUAAACAACCGGCGGUGGACUUCUUGUCCUUUGUCAAUGACUCUCCUACUCCCUUCCAUGCUGUCAAAUCUGCCAAGACACUGCUGAACGAUGCCGGCUUCCAGGAAAUCAAGGAGCGUGAUUCUUGGGCUUCUACUUGCAAGCCCGGUGGCAAGUACUACCUGACCCGUAAUACCACCACCCUCGUGGCUUUUGCCAUUGGAAAGAAAUGGACGCCUGGUAACUCCAUCUCCAUGAUCGGUGCUCACACCGACUCGCCUGUCUUGAGGGUCAAGCCCGUGAGCAAGAAGAGCGGCGAGGGCUUCGUCCAGGUCGGCGUUGAGACCUAUGGCGGUGGCAUCUGGCACACCUGGUUCGAUCGUGACCUCGGUGUUGCUGGUCGUGUGAUGACUCGUGCCGCCGACGGCUCUAUCGUCCAGAAGCUGGUCAAGGUCGACCGUCCUAUUCUUCGCAUUCCCACUCUGGCCAUUCAUCUGGACCGCCAGGAGACCUUUUCCUUCAACAAAGAGACCCAGCUGUUCCCCAUUGCUGGCCUGGCGGAGGCCGAGCUCAACCGCACUGCCGACUCCAAGCCGGCCGAGGAAGAGGAGGCAUUCUCCCCGUUGAAAUCGGCAUCUGAGCGCCACCAUCCUUACUUCGUGGAGAUGAUCGCGGCUGAGGCCGGAGUCAAGCCCGAGGAAGUCCUUGACUUUGAGAUGAUCCUUUUCGAUACCCAGAAGUCCUGCCUUGGCGGCAUGAGCGAGGAGUUCAUUUUCUCCCCCCGCCUGGACAACCUCAACUGCUCCUACUGUGCCGUUGUUGGCCUGAUCAAUUCCGUGGCCGACAAGUCGGCGCUGGAUAAUGAGGAUGCUAUCCGUCUGAUUGCUCUUUUCGAUCACGAGGAGAUUGGCAGCCGCACCGCCCAAGGUGCCGACUCCAACGCUCUCCCGGCUAUCAUCCGUCGCUUGUCGGUACUCCCCUCAAACUCUGCAGCGGAUGUCGACCUGGCCACUGCAUACGAGCAGACUCUCUCCACUUCCUUCCUGGUGUCUGCCGAUAUGGCCCACUCCGUUAACCCCAACUAUGCCGCCAAGUACGAAGCCGACCACAAGCCCCAGAUGAACAAGGGCCCUGUGAUCAAGAUCAAUGCCAACGCUCGCUAUGCCACUAACUCUCCUGGACUUGUGCUUCUCCAGGAAGUUGCACAGAAGGCGACGAAGGAGAGCGGCAACCCCAUUCCCCUGCAGCUGUUUGUCGUUCGCAACGACUCUAGCUGUGGUAGCACCAUUGGCCCGAUGCUGUCUGCUGCUCUGGGUGCCCGCACUCUGGAUCUGGGUAACCCGCAGCUGAGCAUGCACAGCUGUCGUGAGACCGGCGGUACCUACGAUGUCGACUAUGCCAUCCGUCUCUUCACCGGCUUCUUCCAGCACUACUCCGAGCUGUCGAAGACCAUCUUCGUUGAUUAA
Molecule: messenger RNA, 1452 nt
Organism: Penicillium atrosanguineum
Lineage: Eukaryota; Fungi; Ascomycota; Eurotiomycetes; Eurotiales; Aspergillaceae
Product: M18 family aminopeptidase
Exons: 6
Coding region: 1-1452 (483 amino acids)
Biological process (GO): proteolysis
Cellular component (GO): fungal-type vacuole
Molecular function (GO): zinc ion binding; metalloaminopeptidase activity
Source: RefSeq, a predicted model, not a curated record